GCCACUUUUUUUCCGAUUUUCUGGCCUGCCGAGAUUUUUGAAUUGUUCAUAUAGUGUCAGUGGUAUUAAAACGGCCGGUGGGCAUCCAGCGAAAUUUUCCGCUUAACUUGACUAAUAAUUUCCGCUGCUUUCUUUAACGCGCUUCCUUAAAGUGUAGUUGUAGUUAAAAAUAUAUCAUAUAUUGAAAAAUAAAAUAUAGAAAUGGCUGAACAAAAGAAGGCUCCACUUCUCAGGAAAGAGGAAGAUUACGUGAAAGCGUUGGAUGGUUUCUUCACAAAAGAGGACCAGGUUGCGUUGCUGCUCGAUUACGAUGGCACAUUGGCUCCCCUUAGCGAAGAGCUCUCAGCCAUGCCAAAGGAUACUGAGAUAAAUAUCAAGAAAUUAGCKGCUAACGACAAAAUCUUCAUGGUUGUUUUCUCGGGCCGUGAUUUGGCUGAAAUUAAGAACCACUUAAAAUUCCCCAAUGUUACUUAUGCAGGCAAUCACGGUUUGGAAGUUGAGUACCCAUCGGGCAAGAAAUUCAAGAUUGAAAUGCCAGAAGAACUCUUGAAGAAACAUCAGGAACUCGUCAACGAACUUAAAGAAAAGGUGGUUUUGCACGGCGCCUGGGUUGAGGACAAGAAAAUCUCCGUUACAUAUCACUACAAGGGUGUCAAUGACAAACUGAAGACCAAAUUGAUCGAAACUGCCAAGGGUCUGAUUCAAGGACAUGGCUUCCAGYUGAUCGAAACUCCAUACGCUUUGGAGGGCAAACCACGCGUCAACUGGGACAAAGGUGAGGGCGCCAAAAUGAUUUUGGAGAAACACUUCGAAGCCGAUUGGGCCAAGAAACUGAAGAUCAUUUAUGCGGGUGACGACACCACCGAUGAGGAUGCCAUCAAAGUACUCCAUGGCUUGGGCAAAACUUUCCGCGUCUCUGAGCUGCCAACACUGAAGACUUAUGCCAAUUAUCAAAUCAAAACCGUCGAAGAAGUUGGCUGGCUACUGAAAGCCAUUCAAUCGGUCUAUGAGGUCAAGAAGAAAUAAACAUAGAAGUCAAUAUUUAAAAUUCCAACAAACAAACAAAAAAAAA
This is a messenger RNA of Bactrocera latifrons, 1072 nucleotides long. RefSeq names its product trehalose-phosphate phosphatase B. The transcript is spliced from 4 exons. Gene Ontology annotation, molecular function: trehalose-phosphatase activity. The record is from RefSeq and is a predicted model, not a curated record. Lineage: Eukaryota; Metazoa; Arthropoda; Insecta; Diptera; Tephritidae. Bases 202 to 1026 code for a protein of 274 amino acids. Gene Ontology annotation, biological process: trehalose biosynthetic process.